AUGCAUUUGACUCCGAAAGAGCUCGACAAGCUGGUCAUUUCGCAAGUCGGCCAGCUUGCACAGCGAAGAUUGGCACGCGGUGUCAAGCUGAACCAGACUGAAGCGACGGCUCUGAUCGCAAGCGUCCUCCAAGAACUUAUCCGCGAUGGCAACCAUUCAGUGGCAGAUCUCAUGUCCCUGGGCAAGACCAUCCUCGGCCGCCGCCAUGUCCUACCGCCCGUAGUCAACUCUCUGGUAGAGCUGCAAGUCGAAGGAACCUUUCCCUCUGGUACCUACUUGGUUACCGUCCACCACCCUAUCAGUUCCGAUGACGGCGAUCUCGAAAAGGCCCUAUAUGGCAGUUUCCUGCCCAUACCCGAUAAAGAUGUCUUCCCUCAUGCCGAUCCCUCGCAAUACGCUCCCGAGAAACAGCCUGGUGCAGUCAUACCACUCAAAAAUGGCAAGAUUGCCUUGAACAAGGACAGAAAGAGGAUACAAUUAAAGGUUGUUAGCAAGGGAGACCGUCCCAUCCAGGUUGGAUCGCACUAUCACUUUGUCGAGACUAACCCUCUGCUGGACUUUGAUCGUGUCAGAGCACUUGGAUACAGAUUGGACAUUGCUGCUGGAACCUCUGUCCGUUUCGAGCCUGGUGACACCAAGACCGUCAACCUCGUUCAGAUCGGUGGGAACCAGGUUAUCAAGGGUGGUAACGGUCUUGCUACUGGUUCUCUUCAUGAUGCUCGGAUUGCCGAAAGUCUUGUCGAGAAACUGCAGAAGGGUGGAUUCCACCAUACCCCAGAGCCUGCUGGCGAUUCUGCUCACCUUGAUCUGUUCACUCUGGAGCGCGAAGCUUACAUAUCCAUGUUUGGCCCUACCACCGGCGACCUCGUCCGUCUGGGUGCCACCGAUCUCUGGAUCAAAGUCGAAAAAGACUUGACCCAGUAUGGAGAUGAAUGCACCUUUGGCGGAGGUAAGAGUAUCCGUGAUGGCAUGGGUCAAGCCUCUGGACGCUCAGAUAUCGACUGCUUGGACUUGGUCUUUACCAAUGCUUUGAUUGUUGACUAUACUGGUAUCUUCAAGGCUGAUAUCGGCGUCAAAAAUGGCAUCAUCGUAGGAAUUGGCAAAGCCGGUAACCCGGAUAUCAUGGAUGGUGUUGAUCCUAACAUGGUCGUCGGCUCCAACACCGAUGUCAUUGCCGCCGAGAAGAAGAUUGUCACCUACGGCGGAUUUGACAGCCACAUUCAUUUCAUCUGUCCUCAACAAGCCCCUGAAUCGCUUGCUUCGGGAAUUACAACUUUGCUUGGAGGUGGUACUGGGCCAAGCACUGGCACCAAUGCAACAACCUGCACACCAAGCGCAUGGUUGAUUGAGAGUAUGCUUCAAGCUACUGAUAUUAUACCGCUCAAUGUAGGCAUAACCGGCAAGGGCAACGACAGUGAGCCUGGCCCUUUGCGUGAGCAGGCAGAGGCUGGUGUGUGCGGCCUCAAAUUGCAUGAGGAUUGGGGAACUACACCCAAGGCUAUCGACACUUGUCUCGGUGUUUGCGAUGAACACGACAUCCAAACCCUCAUCCAUACCGACACUCUGAACGAAUCCGGCUUUGUCGAGACCACCGUGGCAGCGUUCAAAGGCCGCACCAUCCACAGUUAUCAUACUGAGGGAGCUGGUGGUGGACACGCACCCGAUAUCAUUUCCGUCGUCGAGCACGAGAACGUCUUGCCCUCCAGCACCAACCCCACACGCCCCUACACUAACAACACCCUCGACGAGCACCUUGACAUGCUAAUGGUUUGCCACCAUCUAUCGCGCAAUAUCCCCGAAGACGUCGCCUUUGCCGAAUCGCGCAUCCGCGCCGAGACAAUCGCCGCCGAGGACGUUCUCCACGAUCUUGGUGCCAUCAGCAUGAUGUCUUCAGACUCACAAGCCAUGGGCCGCUGCGGCGAAGUAAUUCUCCGCACCUGGAACACUGCACACAAGAACAAACAGCAGCGAGGCUUCCUCCCUGAAGAUGAAGGCACUGGCGCCGAUAACUUCCGCGUCAAGCGCUAUAUUUCCAAAUACACCAUCAACCCAGCCAUCGCACAGGGAAUGUCCCACAUCAUCGGAAGCAUUGAAGUAGGCAAAUUAGCCGAUAUUGUGUUGUGGAACCCCUCCAACUUUGGCACAAAACCUCUUCAAGUCAUCAAGGGAGGUAUGGUUGCUUACAGUCUCAUGGGCGACGCCAAUGCCAGUAUCCCUACCGUCGAGCCUAUGAUUAUGCGACCAAUGUUUGGCGCCUCGGUUGCUCACAAUAGUAUCGUAUUUGUCAGCAAAGCUGCCCAAGCCAAAGGUGUCGGCAACAAAUGCGGCUUGAAGAAAAGAGUGGAAGCUGUAAAGAAUUGUAGAAACAUCGGAAAGUCCGACAUGAAGUUUAAUGAUGUGAAGCCCAAGAUGAAAGUUGACGCUGAGAGCUAUAUUGUUGAGGCUGAUGGUAUGGUUUGUGAGGCUGAGCCGGCGAGUGUAUUGCCUCUUGCUCAGACUUAUUAUAUCUAUUGA
Molecule: messenger RNA, 2514 nt
Organism: Aureobasidium namibiae CBS 147.97
Lineage: Eukaryota; Fungi; Ascomycota; Dothideomycetes; Dothideales; Saccotheciaceae
Product: urease
Exons: 7
Coding region: 1-2514 (837 amino acids)
Biological process (GO): urea catabolic process
Cellular component (GO): urease complex
Molecular function (GO): urease activity; nickel cation binding
Source: RefSeq, a predicted model, not a curated record